AAUUUCCACCGUCUGUAUGUCUCCUCCACUUUCAUGUCUCUAGCAUUGUCCCGUUGCAUUGUGGGCCUUGUAGUCCAGCGAGGCCUAUGCCCUCUCUGUCUCAGGAUUCCCAAACGCCUCUCCCUGAACCGCAAACCCCAGCAUGCAACGGGGGCAGCUAGAGCCAUUAAAGUAUAAGAGGUGCGCUAUAACUAAGAGCUUAGUGAGGCGGUGUCUACUGUCUUUAAGGGCCGAAGGGGCCUCCAUUUUGCCUCAGGCAGGCUUCCUUAAUGGCGGCGGUGGCGGUGCUGCGUUGCCUGGGCGAGCCAGGCCCCCCUCGUGAGGCGGCGGCGGCGGCGGCGGCGGCGGCGCUGCUCCCUCCGUCGGCGGGGCUGCUGGUGGCUCCCUCGGGCGGAGAGUGGGCCGCCUCCUCCUCUCCGGGGGGCAGCCUGGUCCUGGCGAUCCGGGCGCCGCUUCCGGAGGCCCAGCCGGUGCUGCUGUGCGCGGCGGUGCUGGAGGAGGAAUCCACCUGGGGACUGGAGCUGUGGCUGGGGCGGCCCUUCCUGAGGCACCUGGGCCUGGCUCCGGGGAAGGCCGUGAGGGUGUGGCCCGUGCGGAGGCCUCCGCUGCUGGGCUGGGUCUUGUUAGGGGGCGCCUCCGCCGCCCGGCCUCCGAGGCUCCUCCCGCCGGGGCCAGGCGUCUUAGUCCGGCGGGGAGAGGCCCUUCCGAGCUCGGGGCUGCGAGUGCUGGAAGCCAGGCCUACUCUGCAGGGCCUCCUGGGCGCCGGGACCCGCGUGGCCCUAACGGAGCUGAGAGGCUGGGAGGCGCCAAGCAGGCCUCCGCCUUCUCCUCCUGCUCCGUUGGUCUGCAGCUGGGUCCCUCGCGGGGAGAGGCUCCUGGUCGGGAAGCGGGGCCGCCCUCCUCCUCCUUCCUUCCGGGGCGAAGACGCCGCAGAGGCCCUUUGGGUGACCCCCGGCUCCUUGCGCCGCCUGGGGCUCUUCGAUCGAGAGUGGGUUUCCCUGAAGGGCCAAGAAGGGGAGCCCCACCUGGCCCCCGUCAGGACCCUCCUCCUCCUCCGGGGCUCGCCAUGGGGAGAGCGAGGGGAAAGCGGCGCCUGCCCGGGCCACACGGCCCUCCUCCCCGCCGCCUUGGCCUUCAACCUCUCCUGCGACCCUUUGGAAGGCAGCCUCCUCCAGCUCCAGAGAUAUGGUGAAGCUGCUGGUGCACAAGAGGUAAAAGGAAGCCGAUCCUUGCUAUCUGUGCCACCCUUUGCCAAGGAGCUACACAUAGAAAUCGUGUCCUCGCCAGCCUACAGCACCAGAGGAGUCUAUGACCAAAUUCUGUACCGACACUUUCAAACUCCCAGGCUAGUACAAGAAGAAGAUAUUUUGUGUGUUCCAACAGCUGGACAUCCUGAAUUUUUAGAAGGAAAUACAGAAAAGUUUUUUAGGUGGUCAGAUCUCUACUUUAAGGUUAAAAAGAUAAUACCAGUGGAGGAAAAGCACCAAAGUGUAGGAUACUUGGUUGACACCAAGCAUACAUCUUUAUUUCUGGUUGGUUCAACAAAUAGUGCUGUUCCAUCUUUCCCAUCUCAAGAUGCCCAAGGUUACUGGAGCAGUUUGUCACCUGCUGGGCUCUGUACUCCAGUGAAACAACUCUGUGAUAUUCUUGGCCCUUACUUACACAGCAGGGGAACUCUGUUAAAUGGAGCUGGAAGCAUUCUUCUUUCAGGACCCAGUGGUGUAGGGAAGCUGACAGCUGUCAGAGCUGCCUGUAGCCGCCUUAAUCUCCAUUUGUUCAAGGUGGAUUGUGUUGCUUUGUGUGGUGACACCAGUGCAUCUACGGAAGCAAAACUGUGUGCUGCCUUCUCACAGGCUGAGCUGUAUAAUCCUUGUGUUCUGCUGAUGAAAGAUGUAGAGCUGUUAGGAAAGGAUCGUGAUGGAGUUGGGGAGGACUCCAGAGUUAUCCUUGCAUUGAAGCAGCUUCUCCAAGACAGGGAAAUGAAGACUAGCAGUUACCCUCUCUUGAUUGUUGGCACAACAACCAAACUUGGGGAUGUCCCUACAGACUUGCAGACAGCAUUCCUUCAUGAAGUAAAAAUUCAAGCACCGUCUGAAGAGCAAAGGAAAGCCAUUCUAAGCAUGCUAACCGAAAACUUCUCACUGGGCAAAGAAGUGAGCCUGACCAAGCUAGCCCGGCAAACUGCAGGCUUUGUUUUAGGAGAUUUCUGUGCUUUACUUUCCCACAGCAGUCAUGCAGCCUACACAAGGAUUCAGAAUUCAAGCUUUCUGGGAGCACCAAGUGAUGAAGAAGAGCAUGAUUUUUGUGCUGCUGGCUUCCCUCUGUUGGCAGAAGAUUUCACUGUUGCACUGGAUAAACUGCAUGAUGCUCAUUCACAGGCAAUAGGAGCCCCAAAAAUACCUACUGUUUUCUGGCAAGAUAUUGGUGGACUCCAGGAUGUGAAGAAGGAGAUCCUGGACACCAUUCAGCUUCCCCUGGAACAUCCAGAGCUACUGUCUUUAGGUCUUCGCCGCUCUGGCCUUCUGCUCUAUGGUCCACCUGGAACAGGAAAGACAUUGUUAGCUAAAGCUGUAGCUACAGAGUGCACCAUGACUUUCCUCAGUGUGAAAGGUCCUGAGCUCAUUAAUAUGUAUGUUGGACAAAGUGAAGAGAAUGUCCGUGAAGUGUUUGCCAGAGCAAGGGCAGCUGCUCCAUGCAUAAUAUUUUUUGAUGAGCUUGAUUCCUUGGCACCCAGUCGUGGGCGGAGUGGAGAUUCAGGGGGUGUAAUGGACAGAGUAGUGUCUCAGCUGCUAGCAGAGCUUGAUGGACUUCAUUCUUCACAAGAUGUAUUUGUUAUUGGUGCUACAAACAGACCUGAUCUUCUUGAUUCAGCAUUGCUCCGACCAGGCAGAUUUGAUAAGUUGGUCUAUGUAGGUGUAAAUGAAGACCGAGACUCUCAGUUGCAAGUACUAAGUGCCAUCACCAGAAAAUUUAAGUUGGAUCCUUCAGUGAAUCUCCUUGAUGUUCUUGACAAAUGUCCUGUACAGCUAACUGGUGCAGACUUGUAUGCAUUAUGCUCAGAUGCUAUGAUGUCUGCUAUCAAGAGGAAAGUGGAGUGGAUAGAGGAAGGACUGGAUAUAGAGAACUCAGAGCUCACAUUGACCAUGGAUGAUUUUGUACAAGCUACAACAAGGCUGCAGCCUUCUGUUUCUGACUCAGAACUGCAUAGAUACAAACUGACCCAGCAGAAAUUUGCUACUUGAUAAGCAUCUAGAAGAGCUGAAAAGGGAAUACAAAUAACUAGAACAGUAUAAUCCCAAAGGAUGUGGAAUAAUUUUGGUACGAAACACCAUUCAUGUUGGAGAAAUGAAAAGGGCACAGUCUGUUGGAUUCUGAUGAGAGAGGAAUGAGACAUAGUCAUGGAACUGAGAUCAAUGACUUCUAAGCUAAGGUGAAAUUUAAUGCAAAUUUGUCAUCAUUCAUGCUUAGUCCCACUGCAGAUCUACAUCAAAUGGAAUUCCAUGGGAUGAUAAUAAUCUUGAUUCUAGGAAUAUGGGGCAAAGUGGCUGUAAGUAUUAAAAAAAUGUCUAAAUAAAUACUGAACUCCUUUCUGAGAAAGACAA
Molecule: messenger RNA, 3602 nt
Organism: Sceloporus undulatus (fence lizard)
Lineage: Eukaryota; Metazoa; Chordata; Lepidosauria; Squamata; Phrynosomatidae
Gene: PEX6
Product: peroxisomal biogenesis factor 6
Exons: 17
Coding region: 270-3242 (990 amino acids)
Biological process (GO): protein import into peroxisome matrix
Cellular component (GO): cytosol; peroxisomal membrane
Molecular function (GO): ATP binding; ATP hydrolysis activity
Source: RefSeq, a predicted model, not a curated record